GUGGUGUACUGGCUGCUCGAGAACGGCGCCGAGCUCGAGUCGAAAGAUAUAAAUGGCCAGACGUCAUUAUCGUGGGCGGCCAAGAAUGGGCACUAUAAUGUGACGUGGCUGCUGCUCGAGAAAGGCGCCGAUCUCGAGUCGAAGGAUACAAGUAGGCGGAAGCCGCUGUCAUUCGCGGCUGAGAACGGGCACGAGGACGUUGUAAAACUGCUACUCGAGAAGGCCGCCGAGCUCAAGACGAAGGAUAGCUUAUAUGGUGAGACGCCGUUGUGUUGGGCGGUUGGAAACGGGCACGAGGCUGUGGUGCAGCUGCUGCUUGAGACCGACGCCGAGAUCGAA
Messenger RNA from Hyaloscypha bicolor E, 339 nucleotides. RefSeq names its product ankyrin. Gene Ontology annotation, molecular function: protein binding. The record is from RefSeq and is a predicted model, not a curated record. The annotation marks the transcript as partial. The transcript has a single exon. NCBI's taxonomy places the organism in Eukaryota, Fungi, Ascomycota, Leotiomycetes, Helotiales, Hyaloscyphaceae.